Messenger RNA from Glarea lozoyensis ATCC 20868, 2679 nucleotides. RefSeq names its product P-loop containing nucleoside triphosphate hydrolase. Gene Ontology annotation, cellular component: endoplasmic reticulum. The record is from RefSeq and is a predicted model, not a curated record. Gene Ontology annotation, molecular function: GTPase activity; GTP binding. The transcript is spliced from 4 exons. Bases 1 to 2679 code for a protein of 892 amino acids. NCBI's taxonomy places the organism in Eukaryota, Fungi, Ascomycota, Leotiomycetes, Helotiales, Helotiaceae. Gene Ontology annotation, biological process: endoplasmic reticulum membrane fusion.
AUGUCAUCAACAACAAAUAAAACACCUCCAAGGACAAAUGGACAUCGACCUUCUGCAGCUUCCAGACACACUGCGCCCCCUACUAUGGCAAUGAAUGGCCAUUUCGCAUCUGUCGGCGAUGCGCCGACCAAGGAGCAGUAUGAGCAUGGCAUCCAGGUUAUAGAUGAGGAAAAAGUGUUCAAUCCUCAUGUCAACACCUAUUUACAACUUACCAAAGUCGCACAAGCUGGCUUCGAUUAUCACCUAAUAUCUGUCUUCGGAUCGCAGUCGACUGGAAAGUCGACCUUGCUCAACCACCUUUUUGGCACCCAGUUUGGUGUCAUGUCAGAAAACGAACGGCGGCAGACCACAAAGGGAAUAUGGAUGUCGAGGAACAAACGAGACGACGGCAAGGCGCCGGACGCUGAACGAAUGGCAAACAAUAUUUUAGUUAUGGAUGUGGAGGGUACCGAUGGCCGUGAGCGCGGAGAGGACCAGGAUUUUGAGAGAAAAAGCGCUCUCUUUGCUUUGGCUACUAGCGAAGUCUUAAUCGUGAACAUAUGGGAGCAUCAGGUUGGUUUAUACCAGGGAGCGAAUAUGGGCCUUCUCAAAACCGUAUUCGAAGUCAAUUUGCAACUCUUUUUGAAGGAUAAACAAUCUAACCCUCGCUCUCUUCUUUUCUUCGUCAUCCGCGAUCAUAUUGGAAAUACGCCUCUUGUAAACCUCAGGAAUACUCUUUUGGCAGAUCUGACAAAUAUUUGGUCCAGUUUGUCAAAGCCGAAAGGACUAGAGAAGUCCAAGAUCGAAGACUAUUUUGACUUCGCAUUCUCCACACUACCCCACAAGAUCCUACAACCGGAGAAGUUCGUAGCAGAGGUCGAGAAGUUAGGCACAAGAUUUAGAAGAGGUCAGCGCGCUGCAAGGCAGCAUGGAUUACAUACGGAUCAUGAGCUUGAAGGCGGUAUAUUUUUGGACGAGUAUCACAGAAGGAUACCUGCGGACGGCUUCUCAAAGUAUGCCGAAGACGUCUGGGGCUCCAUUGUAGCCAACAAGGACCUAGAUCUACCUACUCAGCAAGAACUUUUGGCACAAUUUCGAUGCGACGAAAUUACGCGAGAAGUACUAGAAGCUUUCGAUGUCGAGAUUCUUCCCCUUGAGGAAAAACAAGCUGAAGGCACUCGAUCGGGCAAGCCUACUGUGUUAGCCAAUCUAGGAAGUUUGGGCAAAGGUGCUCGAGUGAAGACUGUGAAGGCAUUCGAAACAGAGGCAAGUAGAUAUCACAAAGGUGUUUAUGUCAGGAAACGCGUCGAGCUCGAAAGCAAGAUUGAUGUGAGGCUGAAGGCCCUCUACGCUGGACAAUUAACAGCAGCUCACAAAGCUGGUGUCGCAUCAUUUAGUGGAUCCGUCGCCAGUGCAGUGAAAGCCGGUCAAAAGAAGGGCGCUUCCUACGAAUUUGCGGACAUUGUGGAACGAGAAAAAGCGAUUGCGUUGAAACAAUUCGAAACCGAAGCAAAGAGUCUGGCAAUUGAAGGUGUGCCAUGGAGUAACUUCAAAUCCCAGUACAAUCUCUACGAGAAAGAACUUGACGAAGUCAGUGGACGUUUACGCAAAGAGGAAAUGCGCCGACUGGCCACACGCGUGGAGAGAUGGGUUCGUUCGAGGCUCGGCGAAUCUAUCGGUCUUGAAUUCAACAAACUUGGGUCCGGACGAGGAGCAGGCGGUGUCCCAGAGGAUGCCGUGAAGCCCCCAACGGAGAAGGACUUAUGGGAUAGAAUAUGGAACGUUUUCACCUCAACCGUAAAGGAAGCUGAAACUCGUUUCGUCGAAAGAGCAAAGAGUUUUGACGCAAGCCAAGAUGAAAUCGAUAUCGGUUUAUGGCGACUCAGACGCAAAAGCUGGGGAGUACUGAGAGCAAAGGUUGACGAGGAAGUGAUGGAAGGUAACAUUCUUCUCAAACUCCGGGAGAACUUCGAGGACAAGUUUCGAUAUGACGAAGCUGGUGUACCGAGAAUUUGGCGCCCCACAGACGAUAUCGAGGGCUUAUACACCAAGGCUAAAGACUCGACUCUCACACUUAUCCCACUGCUGUCAAGGUUUAGGUUGGCUGAAACAUAUGGUCCACCAGAUCUACCUGAUUGGAUAGGUGUCGUGCCUGCUAGCGUGGAUCCCAAGGAUGAAGAAGAUCUAACACCAAUCGGCGGCGUGGAUGAAGAGGAGGGCAAGAGUUUGGAGGAAGAGAUGACAAUAUUAAGCGAAGCUAAGCGUCAAGAUCUUGUCGUCAGAUUCAAAAAGACCGCCGAUGGAGUCUAUGUCGAAGCUAAGAGAAGUGCUAUUGGCGGUGUUGCCCAGGUGCCCCUCUACUUCUAUGGACUACUUUUGGCGCUUGGGUGGAACGAGAUCGUUGCUGUUCUUCGGAAUCCAGUUUACUUCAUCUUUCUGAUCCUGCUUGGUGUUGGUGCAUAUGUCACAUAUACCCUCAACCUUUGGGGUCCAAUGCUCCGUAUGACUAAUGCAGCAUCAUCUCAAGCCGUCGAGAUUGGAAAAGAAAAGCUCCGCGAGUUCCUCGAGAACUCGGAGACAGGCCGUCAAGCAAUCGGCAUGGCGCCAAGAGGCGACAGCGAUAACAUUAGCAUGAAUACUCUUGACAGCCGGGGGAAGCGGAAGCCUGCUGUGGAAGAUGACGACGAUGAUGAGAUUUGA